AUGGGUCAAAAGGACAGCCCAGAGUUCAAGAAGCUUGGCAUGAUCGGCGUGGGGAGCAUGGGCGGCAUGAUGUCUUUGUUAUACGCCGAGCAUGGUGUCGAGGUUCAUUACUACGAUCCAAGUCAGGAAAAUGUCAAACAACUUCAAGAGCACGCCGAAUCCAUCCAUGCUAGCAACCGAAUUGUGCACCAGAAAGACUAUAAAGAGCUCUGUGAAAGCAUUUCUUCCCCAGACUCACCCAAACUUUUCGUCUUCAGUAUACCUCACGGUUCUGUCGGGGAUAAGACGGUUAAAAGUCUACAUCCCUAUCUAAAGCCAGGUGACAUUAUACUCGACUGCUCAAACGAAGACUGGCGAAAUACAGAGCGACGACAGAAGGCCCUCGACCCUGACGGUAUCCACUAUAUUGGCUGUGGUGUCAGCGGCGGGUACCAAAGCGCGAGACACGGACCCUCUAUGUCGCCCGGAGGCGAUGCAGAGACCCUGAAGAAGAUCAUACCGUUCCUAGAGCGUGUCGCCGCGAAAGACAAGCAGGGUCGCCCAUGCACAGCAUGCAUCGGGCCAGCUGGUAGCGGGCACUACGUGAAGAUGGUCCACAAUGGCAUUGAACAAGGCAUGAUGUCCGCCAUCGCCGAGGUCUGGUUCAUCAUGAACAGAUGUUUGAAGAUGUCAUACAAAAAGAUUGCCGACACGUUCGAGUCGUGGAAUGAAAGCGACCCGCUCAGAGACAACUUUCUGGUCGCAAUCGGCGCCGACAUCAACCGCACCAGGGACGGAGAAGGGAACUUCGUGCUCGCUAAUGUCCUGGACAAGGUCGUCCAAGACGUGGACAACUCUGAAGGCACAGGCGUCUGGACCUGCGAGGAGACGGUCCGUCUACAUGUCCCCUCUCCCACCAUCGUCAGCGCACACCUGUUCCGGCUUGCAUCCGCAGACGCGGCCAAGCGGCAGCGAGUCAACAAGGCGUUCGCAGGCGGCGCAGCACAACCGGCGACCAUCAAGCUGGAGGUACCGCACGAAAAAGCCCUCCCGUCGUUCAUCGAGGACUUGAAGCUCUCGCUCUACGCCGCUUUCCUGUGCGCGUUCAUACAGGGGCUUGGCAUCAUCAAAACCAAAGACCGAGAGCAGAGCUGGAAUCUGGAUUACCGGGCCAUCCUGCAGAUUUGGCGAGGCGGCUGCAUCAUUCAGAGCGACUACAUCUCGGACCUGCUCGAUCGGGUCUUGUCCAACAACGAUGUCGUCGAUGACCUUCUCUCGCAAGACGCCGUCGCGGCCGAGCUGGGAAAAUGCGUCGCCUCGCUCAAGAACGUGGUCCUGAAGUCCCUCGCGGCCGACGCGUACAUCCCAUCUCUGUCCGCCACGCUCGAAUACAUUAAGUACUCGGGCGCGACGGAGCUGCCCACGCAGUUCAUGGAGGCCGAGCUCGACUACUUCGGUGCGCACAGCUUCGACCUGAAGUCCGAGGGGCCCGGAAAACCGCUCAAGGGAUCCCACCACUAUGAGUGGAAGCCGCCCCGGGGCAUCUUUGGCGACAAGCUGGACGGGUCGAAAUGA
Molecule: messenger RNA, 1554 nt
Organism: Cladophialophora immunda
Lineage: Eukaryota; Fungi; Ascomycota; Eurotiomycetes; Chaetothyriales; Herpotrichiellaceae
Product: 6-phosphogluconate dehydrogenase (decarboxylating)
Exons: 3
Coding region: 1-1554 (517 amino acids)
Biological process (GO): pentose-phosphate shunt; pentose-phosphate shunt, oxidative branch
Cellular component (GO): cytosol
Molecular function (GO): NADP binding; phosphogluconate dehydrogenase (decarboxylating) activity
Source: RefSeq, a predicted model, not a curated record